Messenger RNA from Eremomyces bilateralis CBS 781.70, 1791 nucleotides. Its product is annotated as Di-copper centre-containing protein. The record is from RefSeq and is a predicted model, not a curated record. Bases 1 to 1416 code for a protein of 471 amino acids. The transcript has 3 exons. NCBI's taxonomy places the organism in Eukaryota, Fungi, Ascomycota, Dothideomycetes, Eremomycetales, Eremomycetaceae. Gene Ontology annotation, molecular function: oxidoreductase activity.
AUGAAGGUUUCUCAGUCGAUUCUGUCGUUAAGUUUGGUUCUUUUUGGCCUAGGGACAGUGGCCGCACCUCAGGGCGUUUCGAUUGCCCUUGCUAUUCCAUCAGGUACUCCAACGCCUUCCCUCGAAUUCGUGGAAGCCACGAAAGAGGAGCCGGAGACUAAGGAAGACGGAAUAUCAUCAAAUUCGAGUUCUUUGGGCAGCCCGCCGCCGGUACUGGAAAUCGCUUUCUCGAAGUUGAAGAACAUUUACAGGAGAUAUAUCGCCGAUGAGCUAGUGGACAGAGGAUGGUCUAAGAAAUGCAAUUUUGGGAAAGUGAUGGUGAGAAAGGAAUGGGGUACUAUGUCCCAAUCCCAAAGGAAAAAGUAUACCGACGCCGUCAAAUGUCUUUACAACAGGCCGUCGCAGUCCGACCCUGUUCUGGUUCCCGGCGCGCGCAACCGUCUCGACGAUUUCGUCGCUACCCAUCUCACCUUCAGCAACAACAUCCACUUCAAUGGCUACGUCUUCGCCUGGCAUCGGCACUUCACCUAUCUCUACGAUCAAGAACUCCGCAACGAAUGCGGUUACAGCGGGCCGACCCCAUACUGGGACUGGGUGAUUGACAACGCUGACCCACGUCGGUCCACUGUAUUCGACGGCAGCGAGUUCAGCAUGGGCGGCAAUGGAGAGACUAUCCCGCAUGGUAAUACAAGUAUUAAUGCAUUUGGAAUCACAUUGAGCCUCCCACCAGGCACUGGAGGUGGCUGUGUCACAGAAGGCCCGUUCACGGAUCUGGUUAUCAAUCUAGGACUUUCGCCGAAUGUGAGCGCGCCAGACCAGAACCAGACCGCUCCACCUGAUGUAACAUCCCAUUAUUUGGCACCGUUUGCGGAUGCAUUCAAAGGAGACACCACUGCGGCGGUCCAAAAGAGACAGAAUGACGUACCCCCGGAGAUCCUGCAGGGAUUGAAUUAUAACCCACGAUGCAUGACGCGCGACAUAAACCUGCAAUGGGCAGCGCUGGCCACAACCACAGCACUGGCCCGUAUCCUGUCCUGCGGCAAUGUCAGAUGUCUGGAGCAGCGGAUUGAUGGGUGGGAGGAAGGCGCUAGUGACGAACAACAGGCGAGAGACCAACUCCACGGAGGAGGCCAUUUCACGAUCGGCGGUUUGAACAACGAUCCGUUCGCGAGCCCGGGCGAUCCGGUGUUUUUCCUGCACCAUGCCAAUCUCGAUCGUCUGUGGACAAUUUGGCAAAGUCAGAAUCCGACCGCCAGACUGUAUGAGGUUGGAGGGACACGGACACCUUUCAACAAUCCUCCGAGUGAUAACGUCAGGGAGACUGAUGUGCUGAGGUACGGGGUUGUAGGGAAAGAUAUCAUCAUGCGUGAUGUUGGGUCUACGCUGGACGGCCCGUAUUGUUAUGUCUAUGCUUAAGCUGCAUUUCAUGAGUCGGUGCUCUUUCGCAUUCAUUGACCUGCCUGGGGAAUGUGGCUAUGUCGACCGACCGUGUCUUAUUGGUACUAGAGGGUCUGUUUGGUGAUGAAGAGAGAAUAUGGAUUUCGUUUGAAGUGUAAUGGGAAGCAGUUGAGAGGGGGUCCGACGAGGAAAGGGUUUUUCGGUUAAUAGAAAACACGCUCCUUUAACUCUUUGGUAUGCCAAUGUCACUCGUUGAAGCCGACUCUGGAUAUUAUAGUGACUUGUAUGCAUGCCGAUAAAGUAAUAUGUUAUACUUCACCAGUGGCUGUAAGCUGGCAGAACGUAACUAGGCGUGAGGCCGAAGAGCACCAAUACUCCUCUUUUCUUGGCGGA